This is a messenger RNA of Myotis myotis, 1292 nucleotides long. It is a transcript of the gene CYTL1, whose product is annotated as cytokine like 1. The coding region runs from base 48 to 455 and encodes 135 amino acids. The record is from RefSeq and is a predicted model, not a curated record. Gene Ontology annotation, biological process: positive regulation of transcription by RNA polymerase II. Lineage: Eukaryota; Metazoa; Chordata; Mammalia; Chiroptera; Vespertilionidae. The transcript has 4 exons.
GCCGCUUAAAGGGGUACGGCCUGGGGCUGCAGGAGGCCCUUUGCACCAUGAGGCCCUGGCUGCUCCCGCUGCUGCUGCUGCUCCUGGCGGGGCCCCCGGCUGUGCGGCCUGCGCCCCCGACCUGCUACUCCCGGAUGCUGGGCCUGAGCCGGGAGAUCAGCCGGGACUUCCAGAGGCUGCAGGCCGCGGAGCCCUCGGAGCUGUGUGUGAUGUACCUGCCCCGGCUGUACCUGGACAUCCACAACUACUGCGUGCUGGCCAAGCUGCGGGACUUCGUGGCCUCGCCCCACUGCUGGCGAGUGGCCCCAGUGGACGCCCUGAAGGAUAAAGUGCGGAAACUCUACACCAUCAUGAACUCCUUCUGCAGGAGGGACCUGGUGUUCCUGUCCGAUGACUGCAGCGCCUUGGACUACCCCAUCCCAGCCACCACGGUCCCGCCCGACCCGCAAGGCUGAGGCGGCUCAGCCCAGAGAGAGAGCGGGGCUGAAGGCGGUCAGCCGCCCGGGCACUGGGCUGAGUCCUUCCCCUCAGGGCUCCCGUUCGCUGUCGCAUCCCACGCUGUCACACGCCUCUCCAGCGUGGGAAAGCAGGCUGGUGCCGACCCUGGAACUCCCUCGAGCCCGUUAGACCCCUGCUCCCCGCACCCGCUGGGCUGGCAGGCACUCAGGCGCACAGCGCAGGUGCACUUGGAAGGUGCGAGCCAGCUUCUCCUGGGAACAGCCGUGUGAGAACAAGCGAAAUAACACGCGUGCUCGCGGUUCUCCUUGGAGGGGGUGGCGGUACCGCGUUUCUCUUUCUCCACGGGAACCUGCUUGCAUUUAACCAAACUCCUGUUUCACACCUGCUCCUGCCAUGAGCUCCCCCGAGCUGCUUGCAUUGUGAGGAAGCGUUGCUGCCUGCAUGUGUGCUAGCGAGGCCCGCAGUUACCGGGCGCGACGGGAGCCACUCCUCAUUGAAAGGCGACCACACGCAAAUAAAGACAAUCCCUCCAGCGAGACGCGCGUCAGUGGCCUCAGUGCCUGUCUCCCGGUCUCCGAGAGCCGCUGCUCUCAGCCAGACGCCCUUCCCCCCCUUUCCCACUCGCCCAUGCUCCUGGGACAGUCAUCCGCCUGUGUGACUGUCCUCAAGGCGUCGGGAGGUGCUCCGGCUGGGUUGGGGACCCAUGGGCGGGGUGGUGCCUGGUCCCGAUUGCAAACAUCGGUCCACGGAGUCCUCCUAACAUGCCCAGGACGGCAGCGUAGGGGCCGGAGGCUCAUGUCCAUGAAGUAACUUGCCAAAGGUCCCCAGCCAGU